Molecule: messenger RNA, 2389 nt
Organism: Magnolia sinica
Lineage: Eukaryota; Viridiplantae; Streptophyta; Magnoliopsida; Magnoliales; Magnoliaceae
Product: beta-amylase 8-like
Exons: 10
Coding region: 116-2098 (660 amino acids)
Biological process (GO): polysaccharide catabolic process
Molecular function (GO): beta-amylase activity
Source: RefSeq, a predicted model, not a curated record
AAAAAAUAAAAAAAUACAAAACCCCUUCCCAAGUCUCUCAACUGUCCCCUCUCUCUCUCUCUCUCUCUCGCAGAGCGAUUUGCCAGUAGAUGGAAGUGGUUCUUCUCCGAAAGAGAUGUCGAACGGCGUUGUAGAGAUGAAGAACAGCAGCGGCAUGAAACAGGAUCUCGAGCAACAACAAAGCUCUGAUCUACAGCAGCCACAGCCACAGCGUCGCCUGCGCGGCUUCGCAGCGGCAGCGGCUGCGUCAGCUGCGGGGGAACUUGCUGCCGCACCUAAGGGAAGGAAGGAGAGAGAGAAGGAGAAGGAACGGACGAAGCUGAGGGAACGCCACCGCCGCUCCAUCACCAGCCGUAUGCUUGCUGGUUUGCGCCAGUACGGGAAUUUCCCCCUCCCCGCCCGCCCCGACAUGAAUGACGUGCUUGCCGCCCUUGCUCGAGAGGCCGGGUGGACUGUCGAGGCCGACGGCACCACCUACCGCCCAUCCCCUCCCCCAGGGCAGCUGGCACCAAUGCCUAUUAGGUCUGUUGAAGGCCCAUUAUGUGCUACUUCUCUGAAAAAUUGCUCAAUGAAAGCAUCAGACUCCCAGUCAUCUGUUCCCAGAAUUGAUGAGACCUCAUCUCCGGCAUCUCUUGGUUCCAUUGUAGUUGAGGAAAAGGAUAUAAAGAACAACAAAUAUGCAAAUGUCAGCCCUAUCAACUCGCCAGAAUGUUUGGAAGCUGAUCCGCUUAUGAUGGGUGUUCAUCUUGGGGAGCACGAGAAUGAUUUUACAGGAACUGCAUACAUUCCUGUUUAUGUGAUCCUUCCGGCUGGCAUUAUCAACAGUUUCUGCCAAUUGGUUGAUCCAGAAGGCAUACAGCAGGAGUUGAGGCAUCUUAAAUCUUUGAAUGUAGAUGGAGUGGUUGUAGAUUGUUGGUGGGGUAUUGUUGAAGGCUGGAGCCCACGGAAGUAUCUAUGGUCUGGCUACAGAGAACUGUUUAACAUCAUCCGAGAAUUCCAGCUGAAAUUGCAGGUUGUGAUGGCAUUUCAUGAGUGUGGAGGAAAUGGAUCUGGAGAUAUGCCAAUUCCUCUCCCCAAGUGGGUUAUGGAGAUUGGUAAGGAUAAUCAAGAUAUAUUUUUCACAGACCGUGAAGGGAGGAGAAAUACAGAAUGUCUUUCCUGGGGCAUCGACAAAGAACGAGUACUAAAAGGAAGGACUGGCAUUGAGGUGUACUUUGACUUCAUGAGAAGCUUCCGUAUGGAAUUUGAUGACUUAUUUGCAGAGGGUCUCAUUUCUGGUGUUGAAAUUGGAUUGGGUGCUUCUGGGGAGCUAAAGUACCCUUCAUUCGCAGAAAGGAUGGGAUGGAGAUAUCCUGGUAUCGGUGAGUUUCAGUGCUAUGACAAGUAUUUACAGCAGAGCCUACGAAGAGCAGCAAAGUUGCGUGGGCAUUCAUUCUGGGCCAGGGGACCUGAUAAUGCCGGUCAAUAUAAUUCUAGGCCACAUGAAACUGGCUUCUUCUGUGAAAGAGGUGAUUAUGACAGCUAUUAUGGUCGAUUUUUCCUCCAUUGGUACGCACAGACCCUUAUAGACCAUGCUGAUCAUGUGCUGUCUCUUGCAAACCUUGCAUUUGAGGACACACAGAUAAUUGUAAAGAUUCCAGCAGUUUAUUGGUGGUACAGGACGUCGGGUCAUGCAGCAGAGCUCACUGCAGGUUUCUACAACCCAACAAAUCAGGAGGGGUAUUCUCCAAUUUUCGACAUUCUAAAGAAACAUUCAGCGGCUCCGAAGUUUGUCUGCUCAGGACUGCAGGUGCAUGCUCAGGAACAUAUUGAAGCAUUGGCUGAUUUAGAAGCUUUAAGUUGGCAGGUUCUAAAUUCUGCCUGGGAUCGUGGGUUGACUGUAGCUGGUCAGAAUGCUCUGCCAUGCUAUGAUAGAGAAGGGUAUAGUAGGAUCCUGGAGACCUCAAAGCCAAGAAACCAUCCCGAUCGUCGCCACAUGUCAUUCUUUGCGUACCAACAAUUAUCACCUGCAUCAAUGCAAAGAGAUCAGUGCAUCUCUGAGUUGGAUUAUUUCAUCAAAUGCAUGCAUGGGGAAGCCACAGCUGAUCAUGAGGCCUAAUGGGUCUAGCUAUGCCUCUAUGGAAAGAAAAGAAGUGGGAACCGCUGCCUUAACAAUGGUCAGCAGUUAAUGCGUACAAAUGGAUAUGUCAUGGUUGCACCUCCUUGAGGUUGAUUGUGGUCCAGAAGAUGCUGCUAAUCAGGGUAAGUUCUCAUAAUUUAUUACACCUGAAAUUCCACUGUUCUAUCUGAUUUCUUUCCUUGGUGCCAUUUAAAUAUCGAUCCUUAAUGUAUUAGAUUCCAAAGUCACACAUUGUAUUGUAUAAAAAAGGACAAUGACAUUUUUGGGCCA